AUGGUAGAUCAACUGCAUCGUUCGAAUAAAAAACCGAAACGAAAGGUUACUCAACUAUUUUUUAAUAAGGAAGGAGAUUCUGAAGCAUCUCAAGAAGGAGUGCCUAUGGAACUGGAGAAUGAUGGUAAUAUCUAUCAAUUACCUAAGCCAAUUGUUGAACCCCAGCAAUCUCCUCUGCCUCCUCCAAAUCUGGGAACCACUGCUAAAUCCUUCAGAGAUUUAAUCAGAGACACCCGGUUAGAUGAGGUUGCACAUAGGGAGACUCACAUCGAGAUUGAGGAUGAGGAAGAUGUUUCUGAUGAUGAUGAAAUCCCGGAGGGUAUUGAAGAUAGCGAGAGAUGCCCUGUAAUUCUUCUUACAAAAGAGGAAAAACGUGCUAUGAGGAAACCAUGGAAACAUACUCUAAUCAUUCGAAUGUUCGAUGGCAGCCUUGGUUAUAUGGGGCUUAUGAAACAACUUAAAAGGAAAUGGCAAUUGAAAGGCGAAUUAAUCCUAACAAAUAUAGGGUGCAAGUACUUCAUUGCCAAGUUCAAUAAUGUGGAUGAUUAUAAUUACGUCUUAACCCAGGGGCCUUGGUUAAUCGAAGAUAAGUACCUUACUAUCCGUAAAUGGACUCCAAAUUUCAUACCGGAGGAAGCAUCCAUAAAUGUGCUUACUGCGUGGGUAAGAAUUCUAAACUUAUCUAUUGAAUACUUUGAUAAGGAGUUCUUGAAAAAAGUUGGAGCUAAAAUAGGAAGAGUCAUUCGAGUUGAUAAAUCCACAGCUUACGCGGAAAGAGGGCAAUUUACCCGACUUAGUGUUGAAAUUGAUCUCUCGAAACCUUUGUUAGCCAAAUUUUGGCUUAAGGGGAGGAUAUGGAGGAUACAAUAUGAAGGUAUCAAAAUGCUAUGUUACAAAUGUGGAAGGCUAGGACAUGUUGAAGACUAA
Molecule: messenger RNA, 927 nt
Organism: Chenopodium quinoa (quinoa)
Lineage: Eukaryota; Viridiplantae; Streptophyta; Magnoliopsida; Caryophyllales; Amaranthaceae
Exons: 1
Coding region: 1-927 (308 amino acids)
Source: RefSeq, a predicted model, not a curated record